Scheffersomyces stipitis CBS 6054 is the source of this 1092-nucleotide messenger RNA. RefSeq names its product type 2C protein phosphatase (gene PTC1). The transcript is spliced from 2 exons. Lineage: Eukaryota; Fungi; Ascomycota; Pichiomycetes; Serinales; Debaryomycetaceae. The coding region runs from base 1 to 1092 and encodes 363 amino acids. Gene Ontology annotation, molecular function: protein serine/threonine phosphatase activity; cation binding. The record is from RefSeq and is a predicted model, not a curated record. Gene Ontology annotation, biological process: protein dephosphorylation.
AUGAGCUCGCAAUCCGCAGAUUCGUCGGAGCCUCCGUCCAUAUCCACGUCUACAUCUUCUAAUAGUAACAGAGUACCGGGAACAGCCCGAGCCCGCAACUCGACUAGUCUGGAACAGUUGUUGGAUUCCAGUGAUCCGUUCUUUGGACUCUCGUUCAAAGUUGGAGUCGCCGAAAACAAAAAUACAACCUUCAGAAACAGAAUGGAAGAUGUCCAUACCUAUAUUGCAAACUUUGCCGAACGUGUCGAUUGGGGCUACUUUGCCAUUUUUGACGGCCAUGCCGGCAAAGGAACUGCCAGAUGGUGUGGAAACAAUUUGCACACCUUGCUAGAAAACGAGAUCGAUAGCCAUGACGACAAUGCAGCUCCCUUGCUGGGCCGUUUUGACUUGAAAGACAAUCUUUGUAAUGCAUUCGUAAAAGCUGACGAGUUGAUAGAAAAGGAAGGCGCAGGCUCUUCUGGCAGCACUGCAGCAGUAGCAGUACUUCGUUGGGAAACUCCAUCAGCCGAAAGUAAAUCUGAAAGCAAAUCUGCAACUAGCACAUCGGAAAACUCUACUUCCAAUACUCUUAAUCCGCCAAUCAGUUUUGACUUCGUACCGGCAUUUAACCACCGAAGAAUGCUCUAUACGUCUAACGUGGGCGAUCUGAGAAUAGUCUUGUGUCGUGGAGGUAAACCUUACAGACUCUCGUACGACCACAAGGCAAUAGACGUAAACGAAGUAAAUAGAAUUAGACUGUCGGGAGGUUUGGUAAUGAAGAACAGAGUCAACGGUGUUCUUGCUGUUACAAGAUCGCUAGGAGACUCGUAUAUGAAAGAUAUCGUCAUUGGACGACCAUUCACGACUGCUACUGAAAUCACACCUGAAGACGAAUUCUUGAUCAUAGCGUGUGACGGUGUUUGGGAUGUGAUUUCCGACCAGAAAGCUUGUAGAUUUGUCCAAAACUUGUUCGAUAGUGACAGGGAUAAUGCUGAUCCACAGGCUGCUGCAAAGAAAUUGUGCCAAUUGGCAAUCGACAACUCAACCACCGAUAACGUAACUGUCAUGAUAGUAAAGUUUGAUAAGAAUGUGUUCAACCACAGAUUACAAUAG